Carya illinoinensis is the source of this 4341-nucleotide messenger RNA. RefSeq lists its product as uncharacterized. The record is from RefSeq and is a predicted model, not a curated record. The coding region runs from base 625 to 4071 and encodes 1148 amino acids. NCBI's taxonomy places the organism in Eukaryota, Viridiplantae, Streptophyta, Magnoliopsida, Fagales, Juglandaceae. The transcript has 7 exons.
UCGAGGCAGAUGACUGACACUGUAGUUUUUGCACGCAUGAAUGGCGAUGAGAACGAUAGCUGCAUGCAGUUCUUGAAGGACAUGGACGUGGUGGAGGUGCCUACGUUUUUGUUCAUCAGAGAUGGUGAAGUAUGCGGAAGCCACUGGUGGGGAAUAGAUGGCUUAUGGCACAAAAAGUCAUCAACGCAAUAAAAUUAAUGAUAUAACACGAGAUUCCGUGCGGCGAGAAUUAAACCGUGUCAAACAGUUGCCUUUAACGACGAGUUCUCUGUCGUGUUAAAAGCUUUUGCACAUUACCUUUUAGAGCAGUGGCCAAUAAACAAAAAUUUUUCACACGGUCAGUGUGUUGCUCCUUCGUUUACCACAUACACGCCGAGUUGGGACCUGCGAUUUUUGGUGGGAGGUCGAAUACUCUCAGAUUGUCCAUACAAUCGACGGUGGUUUCCUUGCGCCGCCCCCCUUCGGCGUCCACGAGCUCCCCACAGUUGCCGGUACGUUCCUCACUUGACGCCAGGUGACGCCAGUAACGAGUAGGGCGUUCAUCUCUCUUCUUGAAAUCGAGCAUCUCUCCCUCUCCCCUUGGGUGUUGCUGUAGCCAUUCCUCUUUAAAAACACAACACAAAGAUGGAUAAGGCUUGGAUGCAUAUUGAAGAUAGAUUGCGUUCCAGCGAUUAUGCUGAAGGCGUUAAACACUUCAUAGAUAUGGCGAAGGCUCAUGCCCCCGGUAGAGACUGCCUUAGGUGUCCAUGUAGGAGAUGCCGAAAUCGUACUUUCCAUCCCAUUGCAGUGGUUCAGGAUCACCUGUUCAUCGUAGGUAUUGAUCCCUCUUAUACCUCAUGGAUAUUCCAUGGCGAGGAGGAAACUUUCUCUGAUGCCACAGAUUCGGAGGAAGAAGUUCCUCCUGCCUAUAACGACAAUGACUACAUUGAUGAUGUAGAUGAGAUGUUAGAUGACAUCCGUGUGGGGUCCUUUAUGGACAAUCCUGGUAGAACAGAUUUGAAUUUUGAUGGAGGGCCUUCACGACACACCUAUGAUGAUCCGAUACACCCCACCUUCGAAGAGUUGCUAGACAAUGCUAGCAAACCACUUUAUCCAAGCUGCACAAACUUCUCAAAGCUAUCAUUCAUAGUGAAGUUGCUUCACAUAAAGACAGUUGGUGGUUGGACUGUGAAGUCUUUUGACAUGGUUAUAAAGCUUUUGCAAGCGGCAUUCCCUCAUGCACUGUUCCCUGCCUCAUACCACGAUGCUCGCCGCCUACAGCAGGGUUUGGGUUUUAGUUAUACAAAAAUACAUGCAUGCCCAAAUGAUUGUGCCUUGUUUUGGAAGGAGCUUGCUGAUAAAGAUCACUGCCCUAAAUGUAAUGCAUCUAGGUGGGCCUCAAUUCCAUCUAACCAACAGAGGAUACCCCAAAAGAUCCUCCGAUAUUUCCCGUUGAAGCCGCGGUUGCAAAGGCUGUUUAUGUCAAAGAAGACUGCCCAAUCCAUGAGAUGGCAUGCAGAAGAGCGUGUUGUUGAUCCUAACUUCAUGAGACAUCCAGCUGAUUCCACUGUAUGGAAAGACUUCGAUGACAAACAUGCUUUGUUUGCCCAGGAUCCUCGUAAUGUCAGACUUGGUCUAGCCAGUGAUGGGUUCAACCCAUUCAAUAAUAUGAGCAAACCGUACAGCAUUUGGCCAGUACUACUUGUGCCUUACAACUUGCCCCCUUGGUUAUGCAUGAAAGAUCCAUACGUAUUGAUGUCAUUAUUAAUCCCUGGACCAAAGGCACCGGGAAAUGAUAUUGAUGUGUUCUUGCGUCCCUUAAUAGAUGAGUUGACUGAAUUAUGGGAAGAGGGAAUUCAUACAUAUGACGCUUACAAGCGAGAAUCGUUUCAAUUAAGGGCAGCAUUACUUUGGACCAUUAAUGACUUUCCUGCAUACGCUAAUCUUUCUGGUUGGAGCACGAAGGGUAAGUUGGCAUGCCCUACAUGUACCUCUGAAACAGAUUCACUUUGGCUUGUGCAUGGCCGGAAACAUUGUUAUAUGGGCCAUCGUCGGUGGUUGGUGCGAGAUCACAGUUGGAGAAGGAAAAAGUCAGCUUUUAAUGGUAAGGAGGAACACCGUCUGCAACCGCAUAUUAUAACGGGACAAGCAUUAAUGGAGCAAUUACAUGAGGUCUCGAAUGUGCAGUUUGGUAAAUCAGCAAAGAAGCGAAAACGUGCCCCCAAUGAACUAAAUUGGACCAAGAAGAGUAUCUUCUUUGAACUUCCGUACUGGUUAGACUUGGGAUUGCGACAUAACUUAGACGUCAUGCAUAUUGAGAAAAAUAUUUGUGAUAAUGUUUUGGGAACAUUGAUGAAUAUUGAAGGCAAGAGUAAGGACACCGCUGCAGCACGUAGGGAUUUGGAGGAUCUUGGACUAAGGAAAGAAUUACAUAUACAACAUGAUGGUAAUCAAACUUCUAUGAGUCUUGCUUGUUACAUGUUAAACGUCACUGAGCGAAGGAGUUUUUGUGCCCGGUUGUCAGAAGUUAAAUUUCCUGAUGGCUUUGCCUCAAAUAUUGCCCGGUGUGUCAACGUUACUGAAGGAAAAAUAAUGGGAAUGAAGAGCCAUGAUUGUCAUAUCUUCAUGCAAUAUUUGUUGCCGGUUGUUAUUGGUGGGUACCUACGACCUGAUGUGCGUCGAUGUUUAUUAGAGUUGAGUUCGUUUUUCAAAGAAUUAUGUUCACGAGCACUCGACAUAACAGUCUUGAAACGGCUUCAAGCUAAUAUUCCCAUCAUUCUUUGCAAACUGGAAAUGAUAUUUCCACCUGCAUUUUUCGAUAUCAUGGUGCAUCUCGCUAUUCAUCUACCAGAUGAGGCUUUGCUAGCAGGACCUGUCCAGUACAGGUGGAUGUACCCUUUCGAGAGGUAUAUGGGUAAGUUCAAACGGUAUGUCCGCAACAGAGCCCGUCCAGAAGGCUCAAUUGCUGAGGCAUAUUUGCAUGUCGAGUGCCUGACAUUUUGCUCCAUGUACCUUAAUGAUAUCGAGACGAGACAUAAUCGAGAGGAACGAAACACUGACACAGUUGGCCUGGGCCCCGUGGAGCCAAGUUUAUCGGUUUUUUCUCAAAAGGUGCGCCCACUAGGGGCAGCAAGAAUGGCAAAAUUAGACGACUCUCUGUUGGCCAAGGCCACGUGGUACGUCCUUAAUAAUUGUCCGGAGAUUGAGGACUAUUUAGAGGAUCACCUUAACAAGAUGAAAGAAGAGGACCCAAGUAACUUUGAGCGUAGGCACCAAAUUGAAUUCCCAACAUGGUUCAGAACAAUGAUUGCCGAGUUGCAUGGAAAGAGUCCCCCCACUGUGACCGAUGACAUAUUUGCAUUAGCGUGUGGUCCAGAUCCACUUGUCGCAUCCUAUGCCGGCUGUAUAAUGAAUGGAAUUCGGUUUCACACGAAACAGCUCGAAGGGCGUCGCCGCACCCAAAAUAGUGGGGUUGUUGUUCAUGGCGAACAUCAAGGAUUUCCUAUUGACUUCUACGGUGUGUUGCAAGAUAUUAUAGAAUUACGCUACAUGGGUUGGCGUAAGUGUUUCAUGUUUAAAUGUGAUUGGUGGGACGUUAGCGAUACAAGAAGGGGGAUACAUGUUGGGGACCACUUCACGAGUGUUAAUACCAACCGGCAAUGGUAUAAAGAUGAGCCUUUCGCCCUUGCAUGCCAAACCUUGCAAGUAUUUUACAUCAAGGACCCGAAUUGGGGGGGAAGCUGGCACGCGGUACACAAGAUAACCAAUAGGAAUGUUUACAAUAUUUGCCAAAAAAACUCUGACUUGCAUGAGGAUUACAUUGAUGAUGAUGAUGAGUCCGACACUAUUGAAGCAGAAGACGAGAGUGACACUGAUGUUAGGCACUAUGCAUCUGUUAAUGAAACUAGCCCGGAGAGGCUCAAUCCACUGACCCGCGGGGAUUCUGACCAGUUGCUCAUUGAUCCGAAUACCAUGUCACAUGCACAAGUGUAUGGAGAUCCCGACGAUGAUGACCACAUUGAUGUUGAAGAUGAAAACGAAGGUUUUCGGAUGGAGAACAUACAUGUUGUGGAGGGCGAUGGUACUGAUUGAAAACCUCAAUCCCAUAAUGGACAGCGUUAAGUUAUUGUCAAUGCCGAGGGCUCACCUUAUUUCAUGGAAGCCCAUCACUUAUGCAUAAGACAGAUGAAACAGUGGGCCAGUCUGUAUGCUUUCUUUACUUUGACUUGCAAUGAGGAAACAUGCCUAUUUCAUGGAUACCUGUUAUAAUUCAAGUUCUGAAUGUUGCUUGUUAGACAAAUGUCGAUGUUUUUCAAAGUUCAUGCCAUAUGAAGUUCAAAGCAACUAGUUGAUUUUUUGUUA